UUUUUGUUUUUGUUUUGCAGAGCUCGCCGAUACAGAAGGCCACGUCCAUGGGCAACCUGCGGCGCUCCGUCGCAGGCACAAUCUCAGGCAAGCUCGGCCUACGCCCCAGGUCCACGCUCGUCGUCGACACCGCCUUCGCGACGCGGCCGCCUGUGCCGUCGUCGCACUCGUUGUCGCCGCGCUCCGUGUCAGCCCCGACGCCGGCGGCGCGCUUGGACGCCCCGCGCCCGCGCCCACGUCCGCGGCAGCCGCUGAGCCCGACGAUGCACACGCGCGGAAGCAUCAUUCUCUACGCCGGGGAGAUACAGGACGAGGAGAGCAGGAGGCUGAGCGAGGCGGCGUUCCUCGACUUUUGACGUUUUUGCACCACUACUGCUCCCUCCUUCGUUGUCCCUUUUCGGACGCACAUGACUAGUCUACUGACGGAUCCUACUCUCGUACACGCUCCCUCUCGGCUCUCUUUCUGGCCCUUCUGUACUUUUUCUUCUUUUUCUGGUGUGCCCCCGGUGCGGUGUGGGUACAUCAGAUGACACUGGCCAAUCGAAGCUCUCCGCAUGCGUUUUGACUGGUGGUGUAUUUGGGCUAUUCUAGAGAUUACGAUAAUGUGAUUUUGCGAGCCACUCUGGUGUUGCAAUCCUCAUCAUGCCAUACGGCUUUGAGAUACCGUAUAUCCGCAGAUUCAUGUUAGGACUUAUUUUGUGAGCCGGCGACGGGGGGC
Phanerochaete carnosa HHB-10118-sp is the source of this 718-nucleotide messenger RNA. RefSeq lists its product as uncharacterized. Lineage: Eukaryota; Fungi; Basidiomycota; Agaricomycetes; Polyporales; Phanerochaetaceae. Bases 48 to 356 code for a protein of 102 amino acids. The record is from RefSeq and is a predicted model, not a curated record. The transcript has a single exon.